GGGCGGCGUGUCGGAUUCCCUCCCCACUCCCAACCUGAAACAACGCGCUUGUCGAAAUAAAACCACGCGCUUCUAGUCGCUAUCUUGCUCCGCUCCUAACGUUGACUCCCUACUUCCUCCAAGAUCUCAAACUUCUAUUCCUGCUGCUAUAUUUACAGAGGCGCGGCGCCCAAAGACCUGGCGAUAUCGACUCCUCCUUAUUAGGGGACUUUGUUUUGUGGGUGGUUGGGGGCGGGGGAAAUGGAGAGCUAUGUGAACGAUAGGUUUGGCGGGGUGAAGCCGAAGAACUCGUCGGAGGAGGCGCUCCGGCGAUGGCGGAAGCUGUGCUCCGUGGUCAAGAACCCCAAGCGCCGCUUCCGCUUCACCGCCAACCUCUCCAAGCGAUCCGAGGCAGAGACCAUGAAACGCACCAACCAGGAGAAGUUGCGCAUUGCUGUUUUGGUUUCCAAAGCUGCACUUCAGUUCAUGCAUGGUGUCAAAGUAUAUAGCGAAUACGUUGUACCUGAUGAAGUUGAGGCGGCUGGGUUUCAGAUUGGUGCUGAUGAGUUGGGAUCCAUUGUCGAAGGCCAUGAUGUAAAGAAGUUGAAGAUGCAUGGCGGUGUGGAGGGCAUUGCAGACAAGCUCUCCACAUCGACAACUAAUGGGCUUACUGCUACUGAGGAUGCAUUGAGGCGCAGACAGGAAGUUUAUGGAGCAAAUAGGUUUACUGCAAGCAAGGUUCAGAGUUUUUGGGUAUUUGUAUGGGAAGCACUUCAAGACACAACACUCGUCAUUCUUGCUGUGUGCGCUGUUGUAUCCCUGAUUGUCGGCAUUGCCAUGGAAGGAUGGCCGAAAGGUGCCCAUGAUGGCCUUGGAAUUGUUGCAAGCAUCCUUUUAGUUGUGUUUGUCACUGCAACAAGUGACUAUCGGCAGUCAUUACAGUUCAAGGAUUUGGAUAGGGAGAAAAAGAAAAUUUCAAUGCAAGUUACACGGAAUGGGUUUAGACAGAAGAUUUCUAUUUAUGAUCUUCUUCCUGGUGAUAUCGCGCAUCUAUCAAUUGGAGAUCAAGUCCCUGCAGAUGGGCUGUUUAUAAGUGGAUUUUCUUUAUUGAUCAAUGAAUCCAGUCUGACAGGGGAGAGUGAGCCUGUUUAUGUGAAUGCAGAGAAUCCUUUUCUUCUAUCUGGGACUAAGGUCCAAGAUGGAUCUUGCAAAAUGCUGGUAACCACUGUUGGCAUGAGAACUCAGUGGGGGAAGCUGAUGGCUACGCUUAGUGAAGGAGGAGAUGAUGAAACUCCAUUGCAGGUCAAACUUAAUGGAGUUGCAACUGUCAUUGGGAAAAUUGGUCUGUUCUUUGCAGUCGUGACAUUUGCAGUGCUAGCACAAGGUGUUAUGAGCUGGAAGUAUCAUGAGGGUCUGCUUUUGAGUUGGUCAGGAGAUGAUGCAUUGCAAAUGUUGGAGUAUUUUGCUAUUGCAGUUACGAUAGUUGUGGUUGCAGUUCCUGAAGGGCUGCCUUUAGCCGUGACCUUGAGUCUUGCUUUUGCCAUGAAGAAGAUGAUGAAUGAUAAAGCACUGGUCCGCAACCUUGCUGCUUGCGAGACUAUGGGUUCAGCUACGGCCAUUUGCAGUGAUAAGACAGGAACGCUGACGACCAAUCAUAUGACUGUUGUGAAAGCUUGUAUAUGUGGAAAUGUCAAGGAUGUAAGUUCUUCUGAGGGGACUAUUAGUUUGUGCUCCCAAAUUCCUGAUUUUGCACUUAAAACUCUUCUGCAGUCCAUAUUUAAUAACACAGGUGGUGAAGUUGUGAUCAACCAAGACGGCAAGCUUGAAAUCUUAGGAACACCAACUGAGAUUGCUUUAUUGGAAUUUGGCUUGUCACUAGGUGGAAAUUUUCAGGCACAGCGUCAGGAAACCAAACUCAUCAAAGUGGAACCCUUUAAUUCUGCAAAAAAGAGAAUGGUAGUAGUACUCCAACUCCCUGAAGGAGAAUACCAUGUGCACUGUAAAGGUGCCUCAGAACUCAUUUUGGCUGCUUGUGACAAGUUUAUAGAUCCUUCAGGUAAUGUUCUUCCGCUUGACAGAGCAGCAGUCAAUCAUUUCAAGGAUAUAAUUGAAAGCUUUGCUAGUGAAUCUCUUCGGACCCUAUGCCUUGCUUAUAUAGAAAUUGGAAAUGCUUUCUUGGCAAAGGAGCAAAUUCCAGUUGAGGGAUACACAUGUAUUGGAAUUGUAGGCAUCAAGGAUCCUGUCCGCCCAGGUGUGAAGGAGUCUGUUGCCGUUUGUAAGUCUGCUGGGAUUACUGUUAGAAUGGUCACUGGGGAUAACAUAAAUACAGCAAAAGCAAUUGCUCGAGAAUGUGGUAUACUUACUGAUGAGGGUGUAGCUAUUGAAGGCCCUGAGUUCAGAGAGAAGAGUCUUGAAGAAUUACUUCAACUAAUUCCAAAAAUCCAGGUAAUGGCUAGGUCUUCUCCAUUAGAUAAGCACAACCUAGUACAGCAUCUGCGCACUAGGUUUAAUGACGUCGUUGCUGUGACUGGUGAUGGUACAAAUGAUGCUCCAGCACUUCAUGAGGCAGAUAUUGGACUUGCAAUGGGCAUAGCAGGGACUGAGGUGGCUAAGGAGAGUGCUGAUGUCAUAAUUUUAGAUGACAAUUUUUCAACAAUUGUUACUGUGGCAAAAUGGGGACGUUCUGUAUACGUAAACAUUCAAAAGUUUGUACAGUUUCAGCUCACUGUUAACGUGGUUGCUCUCGUAGUUAAUUUCUCCUCGGCAUGCUUGACAGGAACUGCUCCACUGACUGCCGUUCAGCUGCUUUGGGUCAAUAUGAUCAUGGAUACUCUGGGGGCACUUGCAUUAGCCACUGAACCUCCUCAGGAUGACUUGAUGGAAAGAUCACCAGUUGGAAGGACAGGAAAAUUCAUUACCAACAUGAUGUGGAGAAAUAUCUUUGGGCAAGCAUUUUAUCAGUUUAUCAUAAUGUGGUAUCUCCAGACACAAGGAAAAGGACUAUUUAAGCUUGAGGGCCCUGGUGCUGAUCCUACACUGAAUACAAUUAUGUUCAAUUCGUUUGUCUUUUGUCAGGUGUUCAAUGAGAUAAGUUCUAGAGAGAUGGAGAAGAUAGAUGUGUUCAAGGGCAUGCUGCAGAACUAUGUCUUUGUGUGCGUUCUUACGAGCACCAUCAUCUUUCAAGUCAUAAUUGUUCAAUUUCUUGGUGAUUUUGCAAACACAACACCACUUACAGGAUUGCAGUGGUUUUUAAGUGUGUUCAUUGGUUUUGUGGGCAUGCCAAUAGCUGCAGUCAUCAAGUUAGUCCCUGUGGGGAGCUAAGUGAAGAUAAAUGCAGCGCAGGACAUGGGAACAUAACUGGUAUUUUUUCUUUAUUUCCCAAGGCCAUUACGAUGACUAACUCCACAUUGAAAUUAUGUAAUGGAGGAAAAGACCUUGAAACCAACCAUAUAGAAGUGUGCCCAGAGGGCGAAAACAAUUUUUCAGCGGAUCAGCAAUUCUCUCUUCUUGAUGAUCACAGAAUAUCUUCUUUGGUAAGAGAUGGUGACAGAAUGUUGCUUGAGCAAUUUCGAAAGUUUUACUGAAAGAUUGUCUUGGGUGCUGCAAGAUGGUAAAAAUUUUAUCGAAAGCUGUCUUCAAGAAGUGCACCCCAAAAUAAAAUUGAAGGGAAAAACCAAGUUCAUCCAAGGAUUCUAUUAGGAUGGAUGAGAGCUGUGCCAUGUAAAAUAUCUUGUGAUUCAAGCAUGAAUUGUAAGCAGCAGUUUGCUAAACUUUUGUUUUACUGAAAAACAUCUUAGAAUUUUAAUUCUGAUAACAUGGCAUGUAAUGCUCCGGCAAGACUUAUUGCCAAAA
Phoenix dactylifera (date palm) is the source of this 3831-nucleotide messenger RNA. Its product is annotated as calcium-transporting ATPase 10, plasma membrane-type-like. The record is from RefSeq and is a predicted model, not a curated record. Gene Ontology annotation, molecular function: ATP binding; ATP hydrolysis activity; calmodulin binding. Gene Ontology annotation, cellular component: plasma membrane; intracellular membrane-bounded organelle. Lineage: Eukaryota; Viridiplantae; Streptophyta; Magnoliopsida; Arecales; Arecaceae. Gene Ontology annotation, biological process: calcium ion transmembrane transport.